UUUUGUUACUUGAAUUCAAAAGCAAGUCGAAAAAAGCUUGUGAGGGCAUUGUUUAAUGUUCCAAGGACUUCAUUGGAACUGCUACCAUACUAUCUACGCAUGGUUCCCACAUUAUCAACAUGCAUGAAAGAUGUUUCUUCCAUGCUCCUACAAAUGCUAGAAGAGGAGUUUCAUUUCUUAAUUAAUAAAAAGGAUCAAAUGAACAUUGAAACAAAGAUUAGGAACAUUAGGUUUAUUGGAGAACUAUGCAAGUUUAAAAUCGCACCAGAUGGUCUUGUUUUUAGUUGUUUGAAGGCUAAAACUUUACUUGGAUAUUUAAGAGAACCAAGACAAUUAUAUAAGUGAACCAAGGCAACAAGAAAUUCUUCUUCAAGUUGUUGGGUAUUAUUUUCUUUCUUGCUUGUAAGAAUUAUGUAUAGUGAGAUUUGAUGUAUUAUUUACAUUGAGAAUAAUGAAUUUUUAUUGAGAAUUAUUUAGUCUCUUGGGGAUUUGAUGUAUUAUUUACAUUUCAAUUAUAUGAAUAAAUGUUGUAUG
Messenger RNA from Humulus lupulus (European hop), 534 nucleotides. RefSeq names its product regulator of nonsense transcripts UPF2-like. The record is from RefSeq and is a predicted model, not a curated record. Gene Ontology annotation, biological process: nuclear-transcribed mRNA catabolic process, nonsense-mediated decay. The coding region runs from base 100 to 345 and encodes 81 amino acids. Gene Ontology annotation, molecular function: RNA binding; protein binding. Gene Ontology annotation, cellular component: exon-exon junction complex; cytoplasm. The transcript is spliced from 3 exons. NCBI's taxonomy places the organism in Eukaryota, Viridiplantae, Streptophyta, Magnoliopsida, Rosales, Cannabaceae.